AAUGACUGGACUACAUUGACAGCAUAUCUUUGAGUAGAACUCGUAGGUCUAUUUACAGAUGAAGAAAAAGUUCAUUGUUCAAAAAGUGGCAAAUUAGACAAAUUCAUGACAUAACAAAAUAACAAUCGUGAUUUUAGAGGUUUUGGAGCGUUUAGCUGGUUUUAAUAAAUUAUAAAUUACGUUCAUAAAUUAAACACAAGGUAUUUCAAAUAUUUUGCCAAAUGGAUUGUAAAGAAUUUGCGUCUGGUGAUAGCAAAACAAUUACACAAUCCACGGAUAUGAAAGAAGAUACUUUCCAUGACAUUUAUCAAGGCACGGCCCAAGCUAAUGAAGCCAAUGAAACCGACGAAGCCACUGAAGAAAUGGAAGAAAAUAAGGAAAUCGGCAAUCAAGAUGCUAUAUCAACCAGAAUGAUUGAUGAAAACGAGAUAAAAUUAAAAGAAAGAGUAGCACAAUGUAAAAGCAUAAUCGCAUCACUAAAGUUGGAGCUUAAUGAAGAGAAAAUUAAAUUAGAAAAAGAUGCAAAAGAGGUUCAGUUACAACCUAAAGAACCUCUACACGGACUCACUUCAAAUAAUGCUUAUAGUUUCAAAACAGAAACUGAUUUUCCCGAUUCAUACAAUGUUAAUCUAUAUUCUGCUUCAGUAGACAGAAAACUAAAUUGUGAUGAGAGUUUAAUGGAAUAUGAAAAACAAUUGCAACGAUAUCAAAACACCCUUAAUAUGGCUCAAGUUGAGAAAAAGAAUGCAAUCAGAAAGCAAAUGUUAGCUAAUGCUUUUAAAUUGAAACUUAUGGAGGUUGAAAAUCAAUGUAAUAUAGAGCUUUUACGAAUUAAACAAAGUUUACAGUGCCUAGAACCUUUAAAAAUGAUAAUACAAAAAUGGAAAGUCAACAGUAACGAUAAUGUAGAUUUGAUCAAUUUCGAGCUCAUCCCUCGGUAUCCCGAACUCAGUGCAAAUUCCGGAAGUGACAUCACAAACACGUCUAGUAAAGAUAACUUUAAUAACAAAAUUACUACUUCCAAUCUAAUUGAGAAACACGAAUAAGUUUAUUUUAAUAAUAUGUAUUUCGUUCUAACUUUAUUUGGAAAAAUUAUUUA
This is a messenger RNA of Maniola jurtina (meadow brown), 1099 nucleotides long. RefSeq lists its product as uncharacterized. The transcript has a single exon. Bases 222 to 1046 code for a protein of 274 amino acids. The record is from RefSeq and is a predicted model, not a curated record. Lineage: Eukaryota; Metazoa; Arthropoda; Insecta; Lepidoptera; Nymphalidae.